UGGAUAUGGGUCUCCAGUUCGUGGAGGCAUCUCUUCCAGGGUUUUUCAGUGUUGUUCAAAUAACAUUUCUGAGAGUCUCUUGAUGUCACUGAAACAACAGGCUUAGAGGUUUCUCCUGGGCAUCUCCAGUUGGCAGAUCUUCUCCAUUCUACCCCCUACUCUAGUUCUGCCAGCAUACCCCUGCCUGAGCCUCCUGGCACAAGAGAUAAAAUGAAAAGGUUACUCCCAGCAGCUGGUCCAGCAGAUACCAGCAGGGAGGGAGUAGGAGAGAAGAAACUUGUCGGGGUGCUCACAGGAGGAGUGGAGGGAAGUUUCACUAUUCACAGACUCUUUAAGCCAGCAAAAGUACCUCUGGCAUAUUCUGUCUGGAAAACAAAUUCAGAGAAGGAGCCCAGAAGCAACAGUUCAAGACAGCCCCUUCCUGCAGCCAAGUGGAUAAGAGCAGACUUCAGCCAUGGGACAGGGUGAGCCAAGCCAGCUCUCCGCAGGGCUCACUGGACUGUCAGUAGCCCCUCCAUCGUUACGUGUUUUUCAUUAAAGGAAAGAGGAUGGUGCCCUGGGUAUCAAGAGCUGUGACUUCCAGGCAGCAAGAAACAAUGAGGAGCACCACACCAAGGCCAUCAGCUCCCAACGCCUCAUCGUGAGGAGGGGACAGCCCUUCAGCGUCAUCCUGCACUUCCGUGCUCCAGUCCGCACAUUUCUGCCUACUCUGAAGAAGGUGGCCCUCAUUGCACAAACUGGAGAGCAGCCUUCUAAGACCAACAAGACCCAAGCCACAUUCCCAAUCUCCAGUUUGGGGGACCGAAAGUGGUGGAGUGCAGUGGUGGAGAAGAGAGAUGCCCAGUCCUGGACCAUCUCUAUGACCACACCUGCAGAUGCUGUCAUUGGCCACUACUCGCUCCUGCUGCAGGUCUCAGGAAGGAAGGAACACCUCUUGGGUCAGUUCACACUGCUCUUUAACCCUUGGAGUAGAGAGGAUGCUGUGUUCCUGGAGAAGGAAGCUGAACGCAGGGAGUAUUUGUUGAACCAGGAUGGCCUCAUUUACCUGGGCACCGCUGACUGCAUCCAGGAAGAGCCCUGGGACUUUGGCCAGUUUGAGGGCGAUGUCGUGAACCUCAGCCUGCGCUUGCUGAGCAUGGACAAGGAGGUGGAGGAGUGGAGCCGGCCCGUGCACGUGGCCCGUGUGUUGGGCGCCUUGCUGCAUGCUCUCAAGGAGAGGAGUGUCCUGCCCACCCCACAGACCCAGGUUGCUCAGGAAGGGGCCUUGCUGAACAAGCGCCGGGGCAGCGUGCCCAUCCUGCGGCAGUGGCUCACUGGCCAAGGGCGGCCGGUGCAUGAGGGCCAGGCCUGGGUGAUGGCCGCUGUUGCUUGCACAGUGCUGCGCUGCCUGGGAAUCCCUGCCCGCGUCGUUACCACGUUCUCCUCAGCCCAGGGAACCGGUGGGGGCCUGCUUGUAGAUGAGUACUACAGUGAGGAGGGGCUUCUGAACGGAGAAAGCCAGAGAGGCAGAAUCUGGAUCUUCCAGACUUCCACAGAGUGCUGGAUGACCCAGCCUGCUUUGCCCCAGGGUUAUGAUGGAUGGCAGAUUCUAUAUUCAAGAGCUCCUAAUGGAAGUGGAGUCCUGGGGUCCUGUGAUCUGGUCCCAGUCAAAGCAGUCAAGGAGGGGACACUGGAGCUGAGCCCUGCAGUAUCAGAUCUCUUUGCUGCAGUAAAUGCCUCGUGUGUGGUCUGGAAGUGCUGUGAGGAUGGGUCACUGGAGCUGACUGACUCCAACACAAAGUUUGUUGGCAAUAGCAUCAGCACCAAGGGUGUGGGCAGUGACCGCUGUGAGGACAUCACUCAGAACUACAAGUAUCCUGAAGGAUCUCUUCAAGAAAAAGAAGUGCUGGAGAGAGUCCAGAAAUGGAGAAUGGAACUCGGGAAAGACAAUGGCAUCCAUCCUCCCAGUCUUGAGUCUGCUGAUCCUCUGUACCUAUUCUUGGAAGCCCCUACCUCCCUUCCCCUGAGAGGGGAUGCCCAGCUCUCAGUGACCUUGGUUAACUCCAGCGACCAGGAGAAGUUGGUGCAGCUGGCAAUUGGGGUCCAGGCUGUGUCCUACAAUGGUGUCCUCGCUGCUGAGCUCUGGAAGGAGAAGCUGCCCCUCACACUCAGCUCCAACCUGGUUAAGAGAAUAACUACCAGCCUGUCCUUCUCCCAUUUUGAGCGAAACCCACCUGAGAACUGCUUCCUCAGACUCACUGCCAUGGCAACGCACUCUGAGUCCAGACUUAGCUGCUUUGCUCAGGAAGACAUCGCCAUUCGUAGACCACAUCUUUCUAUCGAGAUGCCAAACGAAGCAGAGCAAUAUCGACCUCUCACGGCCUUGGUCAGUAUCCAUAACUCCCUAGAUGCUCCCAUGAAGGAUUGUGUGAUCUCCAUCCUUGGAAGAGGGCUCAUUCACAGAGAGAGGAGCUACAGAUUAAGUUCAGUGUGGCCUGGAAACACCUUGUGCACCCAGUUCCAGUUCACGCCAACACACAUAGGACUCCAGAGGCUCACUGUUGAAAUGGACUGCAACAUGUUCCAGAACCUAAACAGCCACAGAAGUGUCACUGUGAUCGCCCCUAAACUUUCAGCUUAAAUUUCCAGCUCUGUCACCACUUUCCCCAACCAACACUUGAAGCUAUGAUCUAAAACCAAACAUGUGCUGGGAAG
Messenger RNA from Galeopterus variegatus (Sunda flying lemur), 2694 nucleotides. It is a transcript of the gene EPB42, whose product is annotated as erythrocyte membrane protein band 4.2. The record is from RefSeq and is a predicted model, not a curated record. Gene Ontology annotation, biological process: peptide cross-linking. Lineage: Eukaryota; Metazoa; Chordata; Mammalia; Dermoptera; Cynocephalidae. Gene Ontology annotation, molecular function: protein-glutamine gamma-glutamyltransferase activity. The coding region runs from base 860 to 2620 and encodes 586 amino acids. The transcript has 13 exons.